This is a messenger RNA of Pan troglodytes (chimpanzee), 954 nucleotides long. Its product is annotated as zinc-regulated GTPase metalloprotein activator 1A-like. The transcript has 12 exons. The record is from RefSeq and is a predicted model, not a curated record. Lineage: Eukaryota; Metazoa; Chordata; Mammalia; Primates; Hominidae. Bases 262 to 612 code for a protein of 116 amino acids. Gene Ontology annotation, cellular component: cytoplasm.
GCCCUACGUCUCCGCAAACCCCACGCUUCGGGGUGGCCGCCUCAGACAGGACCCUGAGUCCGAGACUGGGGUAGGGGACCUGCCCGAUCCUGUAACAACCCUCGUGCUUCUGCGCAAUCGCCUCCCACUAGCGGAAGUGUGCUGGAGAAAUCCUUAGCUGUCAGCCAAGGUGGAGAGCUCUAUGAAGAGUGGCUGGAACUUAGAAACGGUUGCCUCUGCUGUUCAGUGAAGGACAAUGGCCUUAGAGCUAUUGAGAAUUUGAUGCAAAAGAAGGGGAAAUUUGAUUACAUACUGUUAGAGACCACUGGAUUAGCAGAUCCUGGUGCAGUGGCUUCUAUGUUUUGGGAUGAUGCUGAAUUAGGGAGUGAUAUUUACCUUGAUGGUAUCAUAACUAUUGUGGAUUCAAAAUAUGGAUUAAAACAUUUAACAGAAGAGAAACCUGAUGGCCUUAUUAAUGAAGCUACUAGGCAAGUUGCUUUGGCAGAUAUCAUUCUCAUUAAUAAAACAGACUUGGUGCCAGAAGAAGAUGUAAAGAAAUUAAGAACGACAAUUAGAUCCAUAAAUGGACUAGGACAAAUCUUAGAAACACAAAGAUCAAGGCUCAGCAGCUGAUAGACUCAGCAACAGGCAGCCAGGAGCUCUGAGGCUCACAGCUGGCAGUCUAGUUCCACUCAGUCUCUACUUGAGAAAUUCUUUCUUUGGAAGUACAGCAGAGGCCUUAGAACAAUAAACAUGCAGUGAUUGAUUUUUCUUACUUCAAGUGGAUGAGUGAGCAAGUGACUAAAAUCUUCUAGUUGAUCUCUCUAAUGUAUUAGAUCUUCAUGCCUUUGAUAGUCUCUCUGGAAUAAGAGACCGAGAGGUUGAUGUCACUCCCAAUAUCGGAGGAAGUAUACACCCCCGUGUGAGAUGUUCCUUAAUGAUAUUCCACGGCGGAGGGGGUGAUAUGACUACAUA